Ipomoea triloba (trilobed morning glory) is the source of this 3325-nucleotide messenger RNA. RefSeq names its product disease resistance protein RPP13-like. Gene Ontology annotation, molecular function: ADP binding. The transcript is spliced from 3 exons. NCBI's taxonomy places the organism in Eukaryota, Viridiplantae, Streptophyta, Magnoliopsida, Solanales, Convolvulaceae. Gene Ontology annotation, biological process: defense response to other organism. The coding region runs from base 121 to 3171 and encodes 1016 amino acids. The record is from RefSeq and is a predicted model, not a curated record.
UUGCACACAUCAGAUUAGUGGCAUUACCCAAUUCCAAUUCCCUCCUGCUAACUUUCUCUCUCUCUUUCUUUCUCACUCAUUUUCUUUACACCUGCAGCACAGAGCAAGAGAGGGACAAGAAUGGCUGCUUGUGUGGCUGUACUUUCUCUUAUGAGGACACUAGAGCUUGAGUUCUUGCAGCCUCACCCUCGUCCAAUCCUACAAAAACUGGGACUCAUCUUCCCUUCCAACAAACAGUUGAUCCAAUCUAUCCAUCAAAAUCUUGGUUUUUUGAUGGAGCUGUUUGAUAAGAACAGAAUAGAUGGUGGUGAAGCAAUUAAAGAGUUGGAAACAAAACUUGGAGAUAUGGCUUUCAGACUUGAAGGUGAAAUCGAAUUCCAAAUUGCACAUCUUUAUGAAACAGCACAGGGGGAGGAUACUUGUUUUAAACUUGGUCUUAUUCUGCAACAAGCAAUGAAAGACAUUGAUGCCGUGAAGGAAGGGUUGAUCCAAUCACUCCACCAAAAGCUUGGCUUUCUGAUAUCGGUGUUCGAUGAGAAUAGAAUGGAUGGUGUUGAAGCACUUAAAGACUUGGAAACAAAACUCAGAGAUGUGGCGGCUUUCAGAAUUGCACAUCUUUAUGAAACACCAGAAGAUGCGAAGAAAUCUUCUAGUCCUUGUUUCAAACUUGGUCGUAUUCUGCAACAGGCGAUUGUUGCCAUCGAGGAAGCAUUGGUGAAAAUCAAGAACGAUUACAAGCUGCAAGAAACAAAGAAGAGUGCCCUUGAUGAUGUACCAAGAUCUGAAGUUGAUUCUUCCCAACCUCCUGCAUCAGACUCCGACAACAAAACGGUGGGUAAAGACGAGGAGUUUGAGAUUAUAGAGGAGAAAUCUACUAGUCCUUGUUUCAAACUUGGGCGUAUUCUGCAACAGAUCGAGAAAGCAUUGGUGAAAAUCAAGAACGGGUACAAGCUGCAGGAAAGAAAGAAGACUGCCCUUGAUGAUGUACCAAGAUCUGAAGUUGAUUCUUUCCAACCUGCAGCUUCAGCCUCCGAGAGCAAAAUGGUGGGUAAAGACAAGGAGUUUAAGAUUAUAAAGAAGAUGCUAAUCCAACAUUCAUCAACAAAUAGAGAAGUUGUCUUGAUUAAAGGAAUGGGAGGCAUUGGCAAGACAACAUUAGCUACACAAAUUUAUAGAGAUCAGGAGAUUGCAUCACACUUUGACAUGCGAGCAUGGGGUGUUGCAUCCCAACAUCAUAAUAAGAGACAAAUGCUCCUAGCUCUUCUUAAUUCAAUGGGCUUUGCAGAAAGCUCCAAUGAUGACCUUGAGACAAAGCUCUACCAACGUUUGAAGGGGCAAAGGUACUUGGUUGUGAUUGAUGAUGUUUGGAGUAAUGGGGCAUGGAAUGAUGUGCAACGUUGCUUUCCUGAUGAUGGAUGUGGUAGUCGAGUAUUAAUAACUACUCGCCUUGAAGAGGUGGCUAAUUCUACUUGCUCUAACAAAGAUGAUUUUUAUCAUAAAAUGAGCUUCUUAAAUCAAAGUGAGAGUUGGGAGCUGUUUUGUAAAAAGGAAUACAAAGCUGGUGAUGAUAAAUUUGAGAUGAUUGGUAAACAAAUUGUUGAGAAAUGCGAUGGAUUACCUUUGGCAAUAGUUAUGGCUUCAGGUGUACUUUCCAAAGCCAACACGGUGGAUCAGUGGAAGGAUAUUGCAGAAUCUCUAAACUCAUUUGCAACAAUUAUUGAUGAAAAAUGCUCAACAAUACUCUCAUUCAGUUACAAUCACUUGCCUCCCACCUUAAAAGCUUGCUUUCUAUAUUUGGGAGUUUUUCCAGAAGAUUAUGAAAUCAACACCAAUGAUCUAUCAAAGUUAUGGGCCGCCGAAGGGCUUGCAAAUGCAUCAAAGGGUGAUGAGAGCUUGGACGUGCAAGUUGACAAGCGCAUACAAGAACUUGUUGAUAGAAGCCUAAUUAUAGAAAGCAAGCGAAGUUGUUGUGGGAAAAAGGUUAAGGCAUUUACAAUGCAUGAUGUAUUGCAUGCUUUUUGUGUCGAAGAAGCUCACAAAGAGAAGCUUUUGUAUACUGUCCUUGAACAUGGUUCCACUUCUCCUGAUCAGGAAGGUUUCCGAUGGGUAAGCAUCCAAUCCGAAGAUCCCAACACCCUUGUAAUAUAUCCUUCCUUGAAAAAUUAUUGUCGAUCUAUCUUCUAUUUUCCAUUCUAUCUUUCUGAAACCACAACUCUAAACUUGAAAGUUUUCAAGUUAUUGAGAGUACUUCACUUUGCUAGUGGAAGCAUGUGUAGGGAGAUUGUGGAUCUCGUGCAUUUGAGAUACUUGCCUCCUGCAGUUGGACAGUUUAAAAUUUCAAAGUUGUCCAGGGCUUGGAAUCUUCAAACACUUUAUACCCGUGUGGAUGACAAAAGGAGCUAUCUGGAAUUUCCACAACUGCAAUAUUUUAGUUGUUUCUCUAUUUGUGGACACCCUCCCAAAUUUGUUCAUCAAAACCUGCAGAGCAUUUGUUGGAUGAAGCCUAAUCAUUGCACAGAGGAAUUCUUUAGAAAUGUUCCAAACCUAAAGAAGGUACGAAUUAGUGGUGAUAGAAGUAAAUGCAAUGAUUGCAUUGAGAACCUUGUCCAUUUGGAGCAGCUUGAGCGACUGAAUAUUAAUGCUUAUGAAGAAGAGCAGUAUAUGAGUAUGGAUAUGAUUCCUAUUAAUAACAACAUUGCUCUUUUGUCAAAUCUUGAGAAGUUGACCCUUCGGAAUACCAACUUUGAGUGGAAGGGAAUUAAUAUUCUUAGCAGUUUGCCUAAGCUCAAGGUGCUCAAGUUGUUCUUCUUUGCGUGUGUAGGCGAAGAGUGGGAACUGGAGGAUGAGGUAUUCAGCCAGUUAAUCUAUUUGGAAAUUAAUUCAAUUGAUCUCGAGCAAUGGAAAGCUGGUAGUCAUAAUUUCCCAGAACUCGAGCGCCUACUCCUUUAUCGAUGCAAGAAAUUAGAAGAGAUCCCACCCGACUUUGGGGAAAUUCCAAAUUUGAACUUAAUCGAAUUGAAGGGCUGUCUUACUUCUGUAGUUGAUUCAGCCAAGCAAAUUGAGACUGAUCAAAGAGACAGUGGAAACGAUGAUAUGAUCGUCAUUGAAGAAAAUACAAUACAGCCCAACGACGAGCUUGAGGCUGAUGAAGAUGAUUUUGAUGAACUAUGAUGAAUUUGAAUAGCAGAGGAAGCACAUAUAGCUUUAGCAAAGAGACUCUAAAUUAUAUUUGCACCCAUUUUAUCUUAUUUUAUGUUACGUUAUAUUUAAUCUUAUUAUUGUUAUUUGGGUUGAUGAUUUUGAAUUGCUAAGUUGUUUUCAUCUA